Pieris brassicae (large cabbage white) is the source of this 1627-nucleotide messenger RNA. RefSeq names its product dnaJ homolog subfamily A member 1 (gene Droj2). NCBI's taxonomy places the organism in Eukaryota, Metazoa, Arthropoda, Insecta, Lepidoptera, Pieridae. The record is from RefSeq and is a predicted model, not a curated record. Gene Ontology annotation, cellular component: cytosol; cytoplasm. Gene Ontology annotation, molecular function: Hsp70 protein binding; ATP binding. Gene Ontology annotation, biological process: response to heat; protein refolding. The transcript is spliced from 9 exons. Bases 197 to 1405 code for a protein of 402 amino acids.
AAUUCAUAGUGAAGAAGUUUCUAUGCUUAUUUCGUUCUGCGAAACGUCAGUGGUCAUUCGCUAUUGAGUUUUAGUACGCUAAAGUGCUCGUGUCGCGUGUUCAAAAAUCAAAAUUGUUUUAUCGUUGUUUCUGGAAAACUACGCUUCUACUGUUAUUACCUGUUACCUAAAACGUUAGCCUGAUUAAGGUGACAAGAUGGUGAAGGAAACAACAUACUAUGAUAUACUUUGUGUAAAACCAAAUGCCACAUCAGAUGAGCUUAAGAAAGCAUAUAGAAAAUUAGCCCUUAAAUAUCACCCUGAUAAAAAUCCAAAUGAGGGUGAGAGGUUUAAACAAAUUUCACAAGCGUAUGAAGUCCUUUCUAACCCAGAGAAGAGAAAGAUCUAUGACCAAGGUGGAGAACAAGCCCUGAAAGAAGGUGGUGUUGAUGGUGGUGGCAUGUCAUCACCAAUGGAUCUCUUUGAUAUGUUCUUUGGUGGAGGCUUCAGUGGUGGUAACAGACGUGGUCGCGAGAGGAAAGGCAAAGAUGUAGUCCAUCAGUUGUCAGUUACUCUAGAAGAACUGUACAGAGGUGCCGUCAGAAAACUGGCAUUGCAGAAGAACGUCAUUUGUGAGAAAUGUGAGGGCAGGGGCGGAAAAAAGGGUGCUGUUCAAACAUGUACCACCUGUAGAGGCACUGGUAUGCAAGUACAGAUUCAGCAACUAGGUCCUGGAAUGAUACAGCAAAUACAGACUAUUUGUGGAGAAUGUCGGGGAAAGAGAGAAAUCAUUGACCCUAAGGACAGGUGCAAAGUUUGUCAGGGCCGUAAGACAGUACGUGAUCGCAAGAUUCUAGAUGUACACGUAGACAAGGGUAUGACUGACGGUCAGAAGAUUGUCUUCAGCGGUGAAGGUGACCAGGAGCCAGAUUUGGAACCCGGAGACCUGAUUAUUGUGCUUGAUGAAAAGGAGCAUGAUGUUUUCAAACGUACCGGCAAUGAUCUGAUUGUGAGGCUGAAUAUAGAAUUAGUGGAGGCACUCUGUGGUUUCCAAAAAGUGAUUAGAACUUUGGAUGAGAGAGACAUUGUGAUAACCGUUUUGCCUGGAGAAGUCACCAAACAUGGGGAAGUCAAAUGUGUUCUUAAUGAAGGUAUGCCAAUGUACAAAAAUCCAUUUGAGAAGGGCCUACUCAUCAUUCAAUUCCUAGUUAAUUUCCCGGCACGAAUUCCACCUGAGAUCAUUCCAGCUCUUGAGAACUGCCUUCCGCCUAGACCAAUGGUUGAGAUUCCAGAACUGGCUGAAGAGUGUCAGCUAGCAGAACUGGAUCCGGAACAAGAAUUGAGGAGACGGCGACAGCAGCACAACACCUAUGAUGAAGAGGAGGACGGACCUGGAGUGAACCGUGUGCAGUGUGCCACAAGCUAAGAUAAUUGCUGAAUUCAUCAGAAAGAAGCCUUAGAAAAAGAUCUAGAUAUAAUUGUUUACCCUAAACACUGACGCAUGUAUUGGAACUUGUAUGGAAUAUUGUAUUUUAAUAGUUUAAUUAUAACACUAUCAUGACGCAUUUCCAUACAUACAUCACUUCUUGAAGUAUUUUACUUAUAUAUAACUUGGUCUAUACAUAAUAAUAAAUUUUGCUAACUUGAA